ACACCGAUAGUGUGGUCGUGUAUGCUCUGCUUUUUGUGAAAUGGUCUCUUGUAUGUGUUUGUAAAAACUGUUGAAAGCCAAUAUUGAGUCGAUUAUUAUUGACACAAACCAAAACAGCGUUGUGUUUGUUGUAAAAUAUGCACAAUGCUUGGUUGGAGCGAAGAAGUAGACACCGGCCGUAAGACAAGUAACAAAGAUUAAUGGGCAUCGUGCAUAACGGAUUUAGCUGUCAGCGAUAAACGUGUGAUGGUGUUGGCUUGAGUCCAAAUCAUAGCAUCGUAACAACAUUUUAAGGGAAAACAAUUCUGCACAUUUAGUUUGAACAAUGACAGUGAUACUUGCACGUUUUUAUUGGUUGGCGAUUGGAUUUAUUUUAAUCAAGUUCGAAUUUCUCAGUGGUGAUAUAAAUGUUCAAACGAUAAAACGUCAAGAUGUGCGUUCAUUUAGUUCAAAAAAUAGCUCUGAUCCCAAUGCAUUUUUACAUGGCAAUAUUUAUGAGAAGAAAGAAGCGACAGUUGUGCAUUUGAAUCACAUUGCCACGACUUUGCUGGAACUAAAAAGUCAUCUAACGAAUCAGCAAGUGGAGUUUGUGAAACCGAUUAAGCAAAAAGUCGACUAUUUGAAAAACAUUUUGGAUGCAUUCCGUUUGUUUUACUCCGGAGCCACCAUUAAUAAAAAUGCCAAUGUCAUUGCAAGCAGCGUACGAAUCAACCAACAAAACACCGUGGCGAGAAUUCAAUUAAAUGCAGAGCGAAUUAAAGUCACGAUGGACAAAUUGAAAAUGACUAAUUUGAAUCUAAGAAGUCAAAUUGAUGUUGAACAUCAAAUUCAAAAGCGAUCCAUCACCGAAGCAACUCGAUGGAGUGGGAAUCUUUUACAAGUUAAUAAACUGUCUGUGUUGGGCCGGCGAGCCGGAACAGAUUACACAGUAAAACCAAUCAAUAAGCGAGACUCAGUGCACAGUUUACUCGGAAAAUUGCAGAUGAAUCGUCUAAUGGUCAGAAAACUGCUGAGAACGCAAAAUGAAACGUUCAAUGGAAUGCGCACAAAACGCUCGUUGCCAUCGUUGGAUCAUCCGAAAAUUAUUGCUCAAACGAUUAAUAACAUUGAUUGGAACGAAUUUUUAAGCACAGUGUUCAGAAAGGGAAUCAACACUGUCAUAUCUGGAAAUUUGUAUUUUUCCAAGGCAUUGAACGCCGUGUAUCUGUUGAUUGAUGAAACGGCAAACGGUUCCUUCAUUACGGACCUUAUGACACUUUCAACUGAUCAAAUAGUGGAAUCAAAUGUGUACAUCCCCGAAAUAAUGACGGACGGUGAUGUGAACGCUCGGAUUUUCAAUAAUAUGAAAUACUUUGCCAAUAAUGUCGCAUUAAUCGGACGCGAUAAUGCUAUAGAUUCUCGUAUCAAAGUGUUUGUAUGCAAUGUUAACUCUCAACUCAAACUGUCUGAUGAUGAAGGUGAAAGUAUGACUGAACACAUCGUUGGUACACAUAUGGAUGAUUUAACUCAAAUUUACAACGGAAGAGUUCGAAUCAAAGGGUCGGCGAACGUCAACAACAUUUACAUAUCACAAGAUCCCAGUCAAUUUGCAGAGAAUCCGAUCGGCGUCAGUCAGCUUCGUGUAAACGGCAUUCAAUUUGAUUUGUUGAACAUAAGCCAACAAUAUUGGAUGAAGACAGUCAAUCAGGAUAUCAAACAUGUGACUUUCAAUGAGCCGAUUGUAAGUUCACAAGCAACGGUCACGACUGUAAAUGGCACCAUGGUCAAUCAAUAUUUCUCCGUUUUGCAUGAUGCAGCCAGCCUUCCGAUUUUUGUCGACUUUGGAUCUCCAGUCACAAUCAAAGGAAAUUUGUUCAGCGAUCAAUUGUCAGCCCCGACCACUUUGCAAAAAUUGAGCAACGAUUCAGUUGUACGAUUGGGAGGUACACAGGUCACAAUGGAUUCGCCAAUCAUUUUCAAGGAACGGCUGUUGGUUAACCACAUAGACAUGCAAGUUGAGGACAGUAGCCUUGUGCGAAAAUCAUUGAAUACCAUGGAUGAUGGGCACGUUAUUCGAAAGGGAUUUAAACGUCUAACUAUUUCUGGCAAUAUAAUCAUGCCAAAUAACAUGUCGAUAGUUAUUCGAAAUUUCAACGAGUACAGUUCGCUUAAGACUGAUCUAGAGUCAAUAAUAACGACAUUAGAUAAAUCGUUAGCCCAACUCAUUUCUCAGUCACCGGUGAUUUUUGAGAACGUUUGCACCGCACAGACCGUGCAUGUGGAAAAUGCAAAUUUCAUCGAAACAGUCCAACGAAUCAAUCAAAACUAUGAUAUCAACGGAGUAUUACAGAAUGUAAGCCGUGUGCGUGAGCAUUGCAUUCAACCACUUUUGAUCGAUGGCCUCGUUAGAUUUGUUCAAAAUCCAGAGCUCAAAAACUCACAACACGUUUCCACAUUGAAUGGAUUGGAAUUCAGUAGGUAUAUGGAGACGGUUAUUUUGUCUCCAGUCGAUCACCAUGCACCGGAAACACUUCAAAAAUCAUUCGAAAUCAGUGGUGAGAAGUCUUUUAUCACUGAGUUGAAUAUAAAAUCCGCACACACGCUGGAAAUAAACAAACGGAUUCAAACGAAUAAAUGGUUAGAAGACGCCUUUCGUAAGCAACAAGCCGAAAUGCAUGCACAACAAACGAUCGAUUCACCUGGAUGGCAGUUCAAUGAUGUAACAUCGGAUAAUUUUGGCAUACAAAGUACAAUCAACGGUAUCCAAAUUGUAGCCGAUGGAAUUGAUCCAACGGCAAAGAAUAUUAUAUUUGUUGAUGACAACUCAUCGAAAACAUUAACGAUCGUGUCGGACAUAUCGAUUUCGAAUGAUGCACAGAUCGGCUCCAACAGUAAACUGGAAACGACUGAGCUACGGCCAUGCAAUGUGUUAACGUUAAUCCCGAAGACCGUACAUUUGAUGCAACGGUAUUGGAAUGAAGUGCAUGUGAUUGGAAAUGUAAAAGUCGUUGACAAACAAUUGAGUACAAAGCAAUGCACCACUCCGUUUUGUUACUUCCAAAUGGCAUUGUUAUCUGGAACGGAGGAAACCAUCAAUACAAACAUUGUAUUCAAUUUAAUCGACAGCCAUGGUAAAUUUUCAUUCAAUCAAAUCAUCAUGUGGUCUACGAACGAGACCACAUUAAUGAACAACAUCAAUUUGCUAGACAUUUUCAACGACGCGAUAACACGUACACCGGUCCUUCCAUCGAAUAUUGGAGAAGCAAAAACGUUCAUUGCACCAAAGGAGCUAAUUGGAAGCGAAAUCAUUUUCUAUGUAUCAGAUGCACUUUCAUCCAACGAGUUUACUGUGAAUUUAAUCAACGAUAUAAAUGUCAACUAUUUGAACCGCACAUUAUACCUACAAAGCACCACAAGAGAAAUGAUUGUUUACACUUGGCAAAAGAUCCUGUUUUUAGAUGCACCGAUAGUUCGAACCAUUACAUUGCGGAAUCAAUCAAUCAACGGUGUCGAUGUAUCAACGAUUUUAUUUGCACAUUCCAAUCAAAGUGCAUCGCUCGUAUUCCAAAAUCAAAUCAACGAACUCAACACAAAGUACACGGGUACAUUCAUUGGUAGUGGAACCGUUUACGUAUCUCUGGUGAAUGGUAUAUCAUUCGAGUAUUUCAUCGAUAAUCGAUGUAAGCUGUCGAACAAUCCAUAUGCAACAAAUAAGCCACAAACCAUCGAAGGAUACUACACUUUUGAGAAUUUGAUUUUAACCGGUGAGCACGUGGCAGUGGAGCAAAUCAACGAUGUCCCAUGUGAUGAGAUGGUGCUAAAGCAGUCAAAGGAAAAGCAAUCGAUUACCGGCGAUAAGCGGAUUGAGGGUGAUUAUUCCCAGCUGUUUAUCGAAAAACCAUUCCAUGUGUGGAAAACCAAUCGAUUCGAAUUUGUUGCGAUUUUCGCCAAAUCCAUUCUUCUGGAUCACAAACAAUCGAUCGAACGUCUUGAGCAGCAAAGUCCAUACCAAUUGAAUGCUCAAAGAGCAUACGUACGGUUAUGAUAAAUAGAAAUUUCAGUUAAAUACAGAUCGAAACAAAAUGUGAUUCCUAACGCCAUCUAUUAUCAUCGAACCGAAACGCAACCAGUUCAACUGUCAUACUCAUAUCAAAUUGUCAGUCGGAAAGAAAAAAUUGUUGUCAACAUUAUUCAUAUCAAUUGUUAUUUAAAAGCAAAUAAUGUAAUAAAGCAAAAAUGUUACUAAAUGAACAAGGUAAACGGAGAGCGUUUUAAAGAAAA
Molecule: messenger RNA, 4260 nt
Organism: Sitodiplosis mosellana (orange wheat blossom midge)
Lineage: Eukaryota; Metazoa; Arthropoda; Insecta; Diptera; Cecidomyiidae
Exons: 6
Coding region: 326-4024 (1232 amino acids)
Source: RefSeq, a predicted model, not a curated record